Cinara cedri is the source of this 243-nucleotide messenger RNA. The record is from the annotation of a GenBank genome assembly. NCBI's taxonomy places the organism in Eukaryota, Metazoa, Arthropoda, Insecta, Hemiptera, Aphididae.
UUUCCUAAAAAUUAUAACAUAAAAACAACAAUCAAACAAGGGAAAAGGCCAUUUAAAGGAAAUGAGGAGAGUAAUGAGUCUACGAGCGGUUCAUCAAAAACAGAGAGCAUUACGGAUGGUAUGAAAAAGAAGAUUAAAAUUAUGUAUAAACUCAAACCGGAAGUAGAAAAUCUUAUUAUAUACGAUACAGAGAAUGAAAAACGUUGGGCUGAAUGUAAGAGUUUUUUGGAUAAAGGAAAAAAG